CGGAAGCAGAUAUCUUCUCAAAACCUUCCCAGCAUGUCAAUUGAGACGACAACUCUUUCGCAGACAGACACGAUGGGGUCCGAAAAGCACAGAUCGAAGUCCGAGAAGAAAUCGAAAUCCUCACAUGGCGAGAAGAAGCGGAAACGAGACCACGGCGAGGAAGGACCCAAGUCGAAAUCGAAAAAGCACAAGUCGGAUGCAAGAGCUGUCGAGUCUGAGAUUUUGGAGACACCUGCUUCGAUAUCUCCAUUCCAUCUACAGACCUCAUCGUUAUAUCUGCCAUUGGCACCUGUGUCGCAAAAGUACCCACUCGAAGGCAUCUGCGCCGAACAUCUCUCCCCGCUACUCCUCACAUACUACCCACCAUUCAACGGCGUACUGCUCUCGUACAGCAACCCCAGAUUAUCAGAGAAGGCAUUUGGAAACGACGGAGAGGAGGUGUUGCUACAAAAUCACGAUGAGUACGCUGUUAGUUGGACAUGGCUGACUGCGGAAUUCCUGCUAUUCAAACCGGAGAAGGGAGCUUGGCUGGAGGGAUAUGUCAAUUUGCAGAAUGAAGGACAUCUAGGACUGGUUUGCUGGAAUCUAUUCAAUGCAAGCAUAGAGCGGAAAUGUUUGCCGAGUGACUGGAAGUGGAAGGAUGUGAGUGAUGCGAGAGAGGGAUGGGAAGGAGAAGGAGAGACAUAUGCCGAAGAAGGAAUGGGAUACUAUGUUGACGGAGAGGGAAAGAAGAUUGAAGGAAUGGUGAAAUUCCGAGUACGUGAAAUCGAGUCCAGUCAUGAUAAGGAGAGAGGAUUCUUGAGCAUUGAGGGCACGAUGUUGAGCGAGGCGGCUGAGACGAAGUUGGUGGAAAGCGAGAGGGAAGGAUUCGAAACUAAUAGAGAUACUGCUGGAAGGCGCCUUGGUGGGUCGCAAGGUCUUGGAGCCACGAGUCUGGGAGUAGCUGUGGAGCCGGAUGCGAUGGACGCGGGCAUCAAAAAGCAUAGACAGAGAUAUUGAUGAAUUUGAGUUUCGGAGUAUGGGGCAUCAUGUCGGCGUUUAGUGGGCACAUUUUAGCAGUUCAUGAUAAACUGCUUGUCAAGAAAAAUGUUUGCAAGUUGGAAUUCUACUUGAUCGUGCAG
Messenger RNA from Cadophora gregata, 1121 nucleotides. RefSeq lists its product as uncharacterized. Gene Ontology annotation, biological process: DNA-templated transcription initiation. Bases 34 to 999 code for a protein of 321 amino acids. The transcript has a single exon. Gene Ontology annotation, cellular component: RNA polymerase I complex. Lineage: Eukaryota; Fungi; Ascomycota; Leotiomycetes; Helotiales; Ploettnerulaceae. The record is from RefSeq and is a predicted model, not a curated record.